CGUCUUUUUAUUCAUUCCCAAGUCCACGGUUGCGUGUGCUGUUUCUGUCUCUAGAUCCAUUUUGAAUUCUUUUCCGUCGGUUUAUUGUUGUCGCCUCAAUAAGGGCAGUCGGGUUUGAACGGAAACAUGUCCUUCAUUGCAAAGCCAGAUGUCGUGUCCAAUCUGCAAUGGAUCUCUGAAAUGGAUGUCAACAUUACGCCAGAGGACGGUCGAAAAUCUAGUAUCAUUGGCACCAUUGGUCCCAAAUCCAAUAGUGUCGAAAUGAUCACUCAGCUCCGUAAUGCUGGCCUGAACAUUGUCCGCAUGAACUUCUCGCACGGUUCAUACGAGUAUCAUCAGUCAGUGAUUGACAAUACCAGAAAAAGUGUGCAACUGUAUCCUGGUCGUCCCGUAGCCAUUGCAUUGGACAACAAAGGCCCAGAAAUUCGGACAGGCAAUAUGAAGGAUGGGAAAGAGAUCCCUAUCACCGUAGGUCACGAAAUGAUUUUUACCGUGAAUGAGGCGUACAAGGACAUCUGUGACGAUAAAGUUAUGUUUGUCGACUACAAAAAUCUCCCAAAAGUCAUUGAAGUCGGGAAAAAAAUUUAUGUCGACGAUGGUAUUCUGUCGUUUGAAGUUCUAGAAACUGGGGCUAACCACGUACGCGUCCGUGCCAUGAACAAUGGAAAGCUUUGCUCGCAUAAAGGCGUCAAUCUACCUGGCACUGAUAUCGAUUUACCGGCGCUGUCCGAGAAAGAUACCGCGGAUUUGUUGUUUGGAGUCAAAAACAAGGUCGACAUCAUCUUUGCGUCCUUCAUUCGCCGUGGCCAGGAUGUUCGCGAUAUCCGCAAAGUGCUGGGCGACAGUGGUCGUACCAUCAAAAUCAUUACCAAAAUCGAAAAUCAGCAAGGCGUCACCAACUUUGAAGAUAUCCUCAAGGAAGCGGACGGUGUAAUGAUUGCGCGCGGUGAUAUGGGCAUUGAAAUUCCUCUGGAACGUGUGUUUAUUGCUCAGAAAAUGAUGAUAACAAAGUGUAAUCUGGCGGGCAAACCCGUGAUUUGCGCUACCCAGAUGCUGGAAUCCAUGACGUAUAAUCCAAGGCCUACGCGAGCCGAGGUCUCGGAUGUGGCGAAUGCUAUUUUGGAUGGGGCGGAUUGCGUAAUGCUCUCCGGUGAGACGGCCAAGGGCAAUUAUCCCAUUGAAGCGGUGCGGACGAUGCAUGAUAUCUGUCUUUUGGCGGAAUCGGUGUUGUGUUAUCCUGCUAUCUUUAACGAGAUCCGGUCACUGACAGUACUUCCCACCGAGACGACCGAAACAGUGGCGUGUGCCGCCGUAAGCGCGGCCCAUGAGCAGAAAGCGGGAGCCAUCAUUGUGUUGACGACCAGUGGCCACACCGCUCGUUUGGUGUCAAAGUACCGGCCACGCGCUCCGAUUGUAGUGAUCACGCGAAAUCCUCAAGCAGGACGUCAAGUGCAUCUUUACCGAGGCUGCUUUCCCUUUUUAUAUCCAAAAGGCUCAUCGGCGGCGGCGGCUCGAUCGUCCAUGAGCAGCUCACAAUAUCUAAGCCCUGCUGAUUAUAUACCAUGGCAGGAAGACGUCGAUGCACGUAUUAUAUGGGGAAUGGAACAAGCCAUCAAAUAUGGUUUGGUAGCUCACGGAAAACCUGUAAUUGCGAUUCAAGGAUGGAAAGGAGGAUUAGGCAAUACGAAUACACUCCGAAUCCUUAUGACACCCUAAAACGGUUCAGUCACUCGGAUCAGCGUAACACUACCGACGUUUCUGACAUUUCCCAGCGUUCACUAGCAGUCAUCCUCAUAUAGCGCAAUGUAGCAUUCAAAAAAGCAACACAAGAAAGAGGGGACGGCAUCCAGAUGUUCAGGGUUUUCCUUGCGAGAAUAAUAAUAAUAAAAAGAAC
This is a messenger RNA of Radiomyces spectabilis, 1894 nucleotides long. Its product is annotated as pyruvate kinase. Gene Ontology annotation, cellular component: cytoplasm. Bases 127 to 1716 code for a protein of 529 amino acids. The record is from RefSeq and is a predicted model, not a curated record. The transcript has 10 exons. Gene Ontology annotation, biological process: glycolytic process. NCBI's taxonomy places the organism in Eukaryota, Fungi, Mucoromycota, Mucoromycetes, Mucorales, Radiomycetaceae. Gene Ontology annotation, molecular function: magnesium ion binding; potassium ion binding; pyruvate kinase activity.